Messenger RNA from Ceutorhynchus assimilis (cabbage seed weevil), 1802 nucleotides. The record is from the annotation of a GenBank genome assembly. NCBI's taxonomy places the organism in Eukaryota, Metazoa, Arthropoda, Insecta, Coleoptera, Curculionidae.
AGAGCAAAAGUUCUUUUUAAACUGAUGAAAAUGUUGAAAUUUUUUUUAUGUGUGAUUUUUUCUAGUGUAGUCGCUAGUGAUGAUAGGGCACCGAUAGUGAAAUGUGCAGAUGGAAAAUUGGAGGGUAAAAUUUUGAAAAGUCGCGAGGGUAGAGACAUUUUUGGCUACCUGGGCAUACCUUUCGCCAAACCUCCCAUUGGGAAUUUGAGAUUUGAGCCUCCAAUACCAUUUGGUUGCUGGAAACACACCCUAAAUGCUACAAAACUCCACCCAAUAUGCCCUCAGAGAGAUAUUUACAGAAGGUCUAAUAUUUUUGAGGGUGAAGAGGAUUGUUUGUAUUUGAACGUAUACACUCCUAAGAAGCCGACUAAAGAAAAUGACGCUCCUUUGCCAGUCAUGGUAUUCUUUCAUGGAGGUGGUUGGUUGUGUGGCGGAGGUAAUACUAUGUGGUACGGUCCAGAUAUAUUAUUAGACAGGGACAUUGUUUUGGUUGUUACCAAUUAUAGAUUGGGUGCUUUAGGAUUUCUCAGUACCGGUGACAAAGUGGUACCGGGAAACAACGGACUGAAGGACCAAAAUCUAGCUUUAAGAUGGGUCCAAGCAAAUAUAAAAUAUUUUGGAGGUAAUCCAAAAAUUGUCACUAUUUUUGGUGAAUCGGCUGGAGGUGCGAGUGUUCACUAUCACAUGGUAUCAACAAUGAGUCAAGGUUUAUUUCACAAGGGUAUCGCUAUGAGUGGCACCGCUUUAUGUGUCUGGGCUUUAGCUCCGAAUAAAGAGGGAAUUGAAAACUCAAAAAAAUUAGCAAAAUCUUUUGAUUGUCCUACAGAGUCCACGAAAAAUAUGGUGGAGUGUUUGAGACAAGUAGAUGCAAUGGAAAUUGUUAAACAUGAUGUUCUAUUCAUGGAAUGGGAUUUUGAUCCAAUGAUUCCCUUUAAACCCACCAUCGAGCCUGAAGUAGAAGGAGCUUUUCUGACCGAACAUCCUAUCGACAUUGUAAAAGCUGGAAAAAGUGCUCAGAUACCACUGAUUGUUGGUAUUACGACUGAGGAUGGUGCCUUGAGAGGAGCAGCUCUUUUAAACAAUGAAGAUCUCUUGCAGGAGUUAAGUGAUAACUUUGAAAAAUUGCUGCCAAUCAGUUUAAUGUAUGACAAAACCGCCACAGAUGUGGACAGAGUUACUAAGAAAAUAAUAAACUUCUAUUUUGAUAAUGAGAAAAUAGAUGUGGAAAAAAAACGGGAGUUUAUCAAUAUGUAUACUGAUGGAUGGUUUCUCAGCUGCUCCGAUCAAACUGUACAGCUUCACACGAAUUAUACUAACCAGCCAGUUUAUUAUUAUCUUUUUGGACAUCGAGGUGUGGCUAGCUUCACGAAAAUGUUUGGAGGUGGAGAUGUAGACUAUGGUGUAUGUCAUGCCGAUGAUCUCCAAUACUUAUUUCCUGUGGGAGACGAACUAUUUCCAGACAAAAAACCAACUUCCGAUGAUAAAUACGUAGCCAAAUUAUUCACAAGUUUAUUUGCAAACUUUGCACGCACAGGAGAUCCUACUCCAGAUCUUUCCGAUUCAGACAUCAUUCGAGCAAAGUGGCAACCCGUGAAUGCGGAUGAAAUGCAGUAUUACCGCAUUGAUGCCAAAUCACCUGGAAUGAGCCAAGGAUUGUUCUUGGAAAGAGCCAAAUUUUGGAGAAAUUUACAGUCGAACUCACUACAGCAGAGUCAAAAUACUAGAUCAAAGGAUGAAUUAUAGCAUAGUUUAUCGCCAAAAAUGUUCAUAAAAUAAAUGAGAUGAAUUUAUUUCCAAUCAUA